AUGAAGGAAAGCAAGAAUGUUUGUGUGGCCACUUGCAGCGCUGUUACUCGUUGUCGUAGCAGGCAGCCUGAUAGAAAAAAUGAGGCAUGGGAUGGAUCACAUGAAGUAACCUUCUCUGUUACCUUUCCUUCACCUACAGCUGAUGAUUGCGACUUCACAGCAACGAUCCAGUGCUCCAGUCAUGGCUACAGGUAUGCCGAAUGUAUCGUCCCGGGAGGAUACGACUUCGCCAUUAUCACAGUUAUCAACAGAUUGUCCCGCUCCAGUUGUACACUGGGGAGUAGCUAUGGUUACCGGAACGGGAGGCUUUGGGUUGACCGUGGCUGCCGGGCUGUGUUCUCCGUAUGUCAAUGCCGGAAGUUAGUCUCCAUGAACUGCGACAGUUUGGGCUACACGUUCAAGAGCUGCCCUGUGCCAGGUGCCGCCGACGUUACCAAGAUCGCAUUGAAGAGUAAAGGGUCAAGGUCACCCUGCAUGUUGAAUACAAGUUUUGGACGCGACAGUAAAUCGAUAUGGGUAGACAGAGGGUGCAGAGCGACAUUUGACGUCUGCUACGAGUAG
Molecule: messenger RNA, 561 nt
Organism: Mya arenaria
Lineage: Eukaryota; Metazoa; Mollusca; Bivalvia; Myida; Myidae
Product: lectin ADEL-like
Exons: 4
Coding region: 1-561 (186 amino acids)
Source: RefSeq, a predicted model, not a curated record